CCCAAUUAGACCCCCUUUUACUCCUUUCAAAUGUAUGGCUUUUAUGCAAAUGCAUAAUAGCCACCAUUUGGAGAGGUAAAAGGAGGUCUAGGGUGGGGGCUUGAGACUCCAUAUAGGUGUGUCAUGUGUGAGUGGGGUGGUGUACAUUUGAGGUGGUGGAAGGAAAGGAUUGUCCACUGUAGUCCUGCAUAUGAUCAAACUGUGAGAUCGGGAGAAGAAGCUGAAAGCUGGAGCGAGUGAAGAUGGUGAGCAAAACAGAGGAGGACAGAGUGAACAGAUUGGGGAUUCAAGUGGACAACGGAGGUGGCGGCGCGUGGGAAUAUCUUUCUCUCGUCAGGAAACUUAGGCUCCGCAGAUCUGAUAAGGUCUUGAAGCACGGCAUCUCUCUCCUCAAUGAUGCCAAAUCUCGAUCUGCUCUUGGCACUGAAGAAUGGACCUUAUAUGAGCAGGUGGCUAUUGCUGCUAUGGACUGCCAAUGUCUUGACGUGGCAAAGGACAAGAUCAAUGUUUUGAAGAAAAAGUUUCCAGGAAGCAAACGAGUUGGCAGGUUAGAAGCAAUGUUGCUUGAGGCCAGGGGAUCAUAUGAGGAAGCAGGAAAAGCUUACUUGAGUCUUCUGGAAGAGAAUCCAUUUGAUCAGUUUAUACAAAAGCGAAGGGUAGCCAUGGCAAAGGCAGAAGGCAAUAUGUCAAGAGCAAUUGAAUUGCUAAAUAAGUAUCUUGAAAUAUUCAUGGCAGAUCAUGAUGCUUGGAGAGAACUUGCAGAAAUAUAUGUCUCCCUACAAAUGUAUAAGCAGGCGGCUUUCUGCUAUGAGGAACUCAUCUUAUCUCAACCAACGAUUCCUCUUUAUCACUUAGCUUAUGCUGAUGUUCUCUAUACUUUAGGUGGACUUGAUAAUAUUCAGACAGCCAAGAAAUAUUAUGCGUCUACCAUAGACUUAACCGGAGGCAAGAAUACCAGAGCCCUUUUCGGUAUAUGCUUGUGCACAUCUGCCAUAGCACAUCUGACUAAAGGAAGGGGCAAGGAAGACAAAGAGAGAUCAGAUCAGCUGCAAUCUUUGUCCUCUAAGGCCCUUGAGGAAGAUUACAAACAGAGAGCCACUGAAAAACUCUUUCUUCUCUCUUCGGCUUUUAAAAGCAUGAAGCUCUGAUCCUUUCGUUGCAUACUCCUACCAUGUUUUGAAGGGCAAUGCUAGGAGUACGCCGAAUGGUGUAUCCCAUUUGUACACCAAGGUUUUACAGAUACACACAGACACUCAAUGUCACAAUGUCAGUGCACCCUUGGCAUUAUUGAACUUUGAAUCGUCAAGGUCUGUAAGCCCGUACGACACAAAUUGUUUGUGUUACCCCCCGGUUUCUUUAAUUGUAACUCUAGAAAACCGCAUUUCCCCUGGGGAUUGUGGUUAUUGCAUGAAGUUAACAUAGAUAUUUCAUUUUUUUUUCUGUUUGUCUUUUUUGUUUCUCUUAGCAUGAGAUUUAACAGAACCUGUUCAUAUUAUUCGAAACAAGAAUAGAAGAGUAAUUGGACU
Molecule: messenger RNA, 1526 nt
Organism: Cuscuta campestris
Lineage: Eukaryota; Viridiplantae; Streptophyta; Magnoliopsida; Solanales; Convolvulaceae
Source: the annotation of a GenBank genome assembly